Durusdinium trenchii is the source of this 1513-nucleotide messenger RNA. The record is from the annotation of a GenBank genome assembly. Lineage: Eukaryota; Dinophyceae; Suessiales; Symbiodiniaceae.
AACAGUCCGGCCUCCCUGCACGGCCUCCCUGCACGGCCUCGCCUGCGCCACCGACCCUUCGAGCAGCGCGCGGACGUCAGAUUGCGUUGGACCGGGACAAGACCGUCUUUGCGAUGUCGAAGGUGUCCGUGGAGGAGACGGUGGAGACCAUGAUGAGCGUCACGAGUUUCAUCUUCUGCUCGGUCUCGAUGAUUGUCUUCAACAAGUUGGUGAUCACGGCCUUCCCCUUCGAAAGCACGCUGACUGCCUUGCAGAUGGCCUUUACGGUGCUCGUGCUCUUGGCCGCCUUUCCCUUCUUGCACAUCGGCUCCUUCCGCGAUGCGCUGCGCUGGUCCCUGGUGGCGCCCUGCUUCGCCGGCGGCCUCUUGACGGCGAUGCUGGCGCUGAAGCACUGCACCUUGACCUUGGUGAUCGUGGUCCGCGCCUUGACGCCGAUCUUCACCCUGCUCGCCGAGAGCUUCAACAACGGCUGCAAGGUCAACCGACAGGAGCUCCUCUCGAUCCUCAUCGCAGUCCUAGGUGCCUUGCUAUAUACCAAAGAGUUGGGCUUUGAACACCUGGUCGGUGUGGGAUGGAUCUUCGUGAACACGUGCUUCUCCGUGCUGCUGCGCCUGCUGCAGCGCCGGAUGCUGGCGGCGGAUCAGGAUCCGGUGGAUAUCUCCAAGGGCGGAUGCUCGUUGAUCAACAACGCCAUGGGGCUACUUCCACUGCUCGCCACGGCCUACAUCACAGGAGAAUUUGAAGAGGCGCCCAAUCAACUGGCAUUGUUAAGUAGCCAGGAGUUGAUCUUCAUGGGCAUCAGUUGUGUGGUCGCAGCAGCCAUUAGCUAUGCCAACAUUUGGUGCCAAAGCCUGAUUAGUGCCACCAGCAUGCUGAUCCUCGUCAACCUCACCAGGUUCUUGGUCAUCUUGCUGGAUGCCACGCUGCUGCACACGGACCGUCUCUCCACGUUGCAACUCCUGGGCGCCUUGAUCACCGUGCUGGGAGGCGCCCUUCGGUUCACGAACGCCGCGGCGGUCACGGUCACGGUGACAUUCGGCGCGGUGCACCCCGUGACGAGCACGGUGUCUUCGUACAUGGCAUGGCAUUGGCGAUGCCUGACUCACAACCAAAGGAGGAGCCUGCAGCAGCUUCCUACGCUCCUGCGAAGACAUCGCAAGAGCCAUGACUGUUCGAAGUAAUUCAUUUCUGACGGCUCCUGCUGCGGGGAUAGUCGUUUCUUUUUGGCCUCCCCCAGGGCGCUGAUGUUGAAACUGUUUCGCACCAUGUGGGUGUUCGCGCCUGUCACUGAUUGUCUUCGCUCGCGCCAAAGGGGGGGGGUGUUUGCUCCUGGGUCGGGUGAAAGUCACCUUGAUACCCCACUCACGUCAGUCCGGUCGCCAGAAGUACUGAGCAAACGACGGACCCGGGGCACGAGGUGACGACCCAGGAGCGUCCAUUUGCGACUGGGGAGGCGUGUCAGGCGGCCGCGGGCGGAGCUGGAGCUGGACUGCAUUCCUCGAUGCUUUGGGAC